GUAGCACAGCGUAGAGAGUCGUGCCAGCUUCCCGCAGAUCGAUGAAUGGGCGGCGUCGAUCUUAGUUAUGUACCGAAAUAUUGAUUGUACAUGUAUGCCGAGACAUCAUGUUGAACCCAAUUCAUUGUCUUGUGAAAGUGUACCAUUGUCAUACGCCUAGAGGUUGUAUCACUGACACUGUAUCAGUAUACGUAUCGAAUCGGAGCACGUACAUGGAAGUAUCGCAGCUAAGCUAAAGGCGUAUCUGCGUGUGUGAACCAUGAAAAUUUCCAAAAGAAGGUCGUGGGCGAAUUUAAAAACAUUAGAUAAAAGAACCCUGGCUAGGCAGAAGACUGUUGAAUCAACGCGAUGCAAGUGUGCCGAUGUGCACACUUUCAGUCGCAAAAAAAAGACUUCGCUGCUAUACAGAUUAUGUGCUCAAAUUUUCAAGUUAUUGAAAUUGUUGGGCUAUCUACCACUAGGUGUCAUCGUAGUUUCGACAAAGAUGGCAGCGCCGGUAUUUUAUAUUGCAGUGAGGCUACCACUCUCGACUAUAUCAACGACGACGGUUUUGCUCCAAUGGUCAUCUCAGCACAUGAGUCACUGGGCACGCAGAGAGAUGCUAAGGCCAUGGAACAUUACUGGCUGCAUGACACACAGACGUUGGUAUGGCGGAGGCACUGGAGGAAAGCAAGGACAGGGGCAGAGUACCAACAUGCUAGCUCGAUACCUGCGCUCGUUGAAGUGGGUGCCGAUUCCAAUGGGAGUCGGUUUUGCCUAUAUCUGCUAUCAGCAGUUUGGCCAUAUCAGGAAGAGGGAGAAACGGGUGCUAGGCGAGAGUAUAGACCUUGCUAGGGACUGGCAGGUGAUGGUGUACAGGAUGAUACCUCUCCGGGGUAUGUCGAGGCUGUGGGGGAAGGUGAACAGCCUUGACCUUCCCACGUGGCUGAGAUCACCCAUAUACAUGGCCUACAGCAAGGCGUUCGACUGCAAGAUUGAGGAGGCGGCCAUCCAAGACUUGCAGCACUACAAGAACCUGGGCGAGUUCUUCCGGAGAAAGUUGAAAGUUUCUGCACGACCAAUUGAUCAGAAGCACCCAAUUGUGUGCCCGGCCGAUGGCAGGAUAUUGCACCUGGGUAAGGUCGACAUGCCUGGUAAAGUAGAGCAAGUGAAGGGCGUCACCUAUUCACUGAAGGAGUUUCUGGGACCGGCAACGUGGAUGAGACCAUCGGGCGACAGGCGAGACUCGCGUUGCAUAGACGGGCAAAGCACAGCAUCGUCAUACGAGCUGCACAGAUGUGAAAGCGCGCCGGCAAACCUUGCAACUGUCACCACGGAGAGAAGUGAAGUGCACCUGCUUGAGAGUUUCAGUAGCGAAACGGAUGGGCUGCAGUCAAAGGCUGAGACAGGCAGCGACGAGCAGGGGAAGGACCAUGCGUACCAGCGCUCACUGUGCCACUGCAGCACGUCUAACACAGCACUUUACCAUUGUGUCAUAUACCUGGCGCCAGGCGACUACCACGCCUUCCACUCACCUGCGUCAUGGGAUGUUGCCUACAGAAGACACUUUCCUGGUGAGCUGAUGAGCGUGAAUCCAAGAAUAGCACGCUGGAUAUCGGGCUUGUUUAACUACAACGAGCGUGUUGUGCUAGCGGGAGAAUGGGAAUUUGGCUUUUUCUCUAUGACAGCUGUCGGUGCAACCAAUGUUGGCUCCAUUAGAAUCCACAGUGACUACGAAUUACAUACAAAUCUGAAACACUGGAGGGCUGGAACGUACUUUGACAAAGACUUCCAGAAUCCCAAAUUAGAGAUUGCGGGCGUGCCGUUUAGGAAAGGAGAGGUCGUUGGGGAGUUUAAUCUUGGCUCGACGAUUGUGCUCAUCUUCGAGGCACCCAACAACUUCCACUUCACAAAAAAGCCUGGCGACCGGGUCAAGGUCGGCGAGGCGCUCGGUGACAUCACCAGCGAUGUCUGAUCGCUGUGUCGGCACCACACACUUGUAGUCCAUGAUUGUUGCCAAAGGAACAAAGAAGCAUCUGGCCACGCCACCAGGCGGGGAGCACUCCUCCCAUCUGGCCACGCCACCAGGCGGGGAGCACUCCGCCCAUCUGGCCACGCCACCAGGCGGGGAGCACUCCUCCCAUCGCUAUUGUCUUGAUUACAGUGCUGUUGAGCCUGCGAGUUGUACAAAGUAGUAAGUUGUCUACACAUGGAUUCUCAGAGCAUUUCUGAGAGUCAAGCAGACUGUCACAUGCUUUUGAGGAAAUUGGGUAAAUUGUAGUAGAUCCAGUGUAAAUAAAAGAUCACCAGUUCAUUAGUGACCUUUUCAUCUGACAAGGCAACAUUAAAGUUGAAUACAAAGGAGUACUGCCUUUGUCAUAUAGAUCUCAACAAAGCAUAGUUAGGGUAGGUGGCAUAUUGCACACUAGAGUUUUUGCGCUAGUGCACUGCAAGAUAUCAAUACAGUACACAAUCUAUUAUCCGAAAUUCUGAUAACCGAAAACCUCCAAAAA
This is a messenger RNA of Priapulus caudatus, 2492 nucleotides long. RefSeq names its product phosphatidylserine decarboxylase proenzyme-like. The transcript has 8 exons. Bases 260 to 1954 code for a protein of 564 amino acids. Gene Ontology annotation, cellular component: mitochondrion. Gene Ontology annotation, biological process: phosphatidylethanolamine biosynthetic process. Gene Ontology annotation, molecular function: phosphatidylserine decarboxylase activity. The record is from RefSeq and is a predicted model, not a curated record. Lineage: Eukaryota; Metazoa; Priapulida; Priapulimorpha; Priapulimorphida; Priapulidae.